Messenger RNA from Drosophila ananassae, 2043 nucleotides. Its product is annotated as NADP-dependent malic enzyme. Gene Ontology annotation, molecular function: NAD binding; malate dehydrogenase (decarboxylating) (NADP+) activity; malate dehydrogenase (decarboxylating) (NAD+) activity. The record is from RefSeq and is a predicted model, not a curated record. Bases 132 to 1991 code for a protein of 619 amino acids. Gene Ontology annotation, cellular component: mitochondrion. Lineage: Eukaryota; Metazoa; Arthropoda; Insecta; Diptera; Drosophilidae. Gene Ontology annotation, biological process: pyruvate metabolic process; malate metabolic process. The transcript has a single exon.
UAAGCAGGCGUCCUUAUCAUUGUCAAUAUAGGUUCAGGUCUGGUGCAGUCAGCAACAACACACACACAUCCAUAUAAACACACAUUUCCAAAUCCACGACAUUGUUGAAGUGCAGCCACAAGGACACCAUCAUGCAUUUAGCCAGGACGAGCAGGAUCACCGCCGAAAGAAAGAAAAAGGAGGAGGACGAACAAAAGUGCGAGAGCGAUUCGGAAAGGAAUCGUAUCCUGGACACUAUGCCACGCCACAUGGACAGCUUUUGGCGAACGGACACGUCGGUGCCGCGCAGUAGGAUUUCGGGUAGACAUCUGCUGGGCAGUUCUCUGAGCAACCAGGGUCUGGCCUUUUCGCUGAAGGAGCGGCGAGCGCUCUGCCUCCACGGACUCCUGCCAGUUGCCAUACGAACCAUUGAUGAACAGGUCAAGGCAUGCCAGAUAGCCAUGGAUACUUUUCUAAUAAGUGAAGUUCAAAGAUAUUCGUUUCUCAGCCACUUGAUGCGGACCAAUAGGCGACUUUUCUACAGGAUCCUCCUAAGUGAUCCGGACAAAUACCUUCCCAUGGUGGAUUCCACGCUCAGUGAGCGCCUGGUGAGCUUCCACAGCCUCGUCUUCAACUAUGGCCAGGGUCUGUUCAUCACCGUAAAGGACCUUGGUCAUGUCCACCAGAUGGUGGCCAAUUGGCCGUAUAGAAUGGUUCGAUGCAUCAUGGUUAGCAAUGGGGCAUCGGUUCUUAGUCUCGGCGACUUGGGAGUUAAUAUAAUGCCCAUAUUGUUCUGCAAAAUGCACGAGAACGUGGUCUUCGGUGGGAUAAGUCCGUCCCACUGCUUGAGUGUGUUCCUGGAUAUGGGUUGCAACAAUGAGGAACUGCUGAAUAAUACAACCUAUGCUGGUUUAAGGGAACGCCGAUACCCCCCAGAAAUCUGUGAGCAAUUGUUCGAAGAGUUCACCAUAGCGGUUCUCGGCCAAUACGGAGCCCGAACUUUGAUUUUAACCAAGGACUUCGAAUCCAAGUGCGCCCUGAAGCAGCUGGAGCACUUCCGCGAUCGCUGCUGCCUCGUGGAUGCCGAUUUGCAGUGCCUGGCCGCUUGUGCUGUCUCCGGGGUGAUUGCCUCGAAUCGAUCGGUUCGGGCACCCUUCUUCAAAAACGUGUUCCUCUUCUUCGGGACAGACGCCAUCAAUAUUGGAAUGGCUCGUCUGUGCAUCGCCUUGUUCAAGCGCGAGGGCUACAAUGAUGUGAAGGCUCAUGCGAGAGUCUGGUUCUGCGAUGCAGAUGGCUUGAUUGUGGACGACAGGGUGCACAUUCCGGAGGAACUGGCGGAAUUCUCCCUUCCCGGACCUCAACUGACUUCCUUGGUGGAGAUUAUUGACUUCCUGAAGCCGAAUGUGCUGGUGGGUGGCAGCGGGCUGCCCAAGAGCUUCACCCCCGAUGUUCUGAGGGCAAUGGAGCGCAGUACCCAGCACCCGAUCAUUUUCGCCAUGUCGCGACCCACCUGCCUGUCGGAGUGCUCCGCCGAGGACGCCUUCGCGUACACCAAGGGGCGAUGCACGUUCAUCGCCGGGUCACCGCUGCCGCGUCUCAAGUACGCCAACAAAUGGUACCAGCCAGGCUUCUGCACCACCAAAUAUCUGCUGGCCGGGAUAAGCAGUGGCAUCAUCCUGGCUGGGCUAACAAGCGUUCCGGACGAGCUGUUCUGCGUGGCCGCCGACCGGCUGGCCAGUCUGGUAUGGCCCUGCGACCUAAAAAUGCGGAAUGUCUUCCCGCCCAUGAGGAAGAUCGAAUGCAUCAGCCUUCAGAUUGCUGAGGCCGUGUUCAGCUUCGCCUACCGCCGUGGAUUGGCCACGUUGUGGCCCCAGCCGGAGAACCCUAUGGAGUUUAUUAAAAAGAGUCGUUACGACACUGAGUAUCGGCAGGAAAUCGCCGACGUCUACUGCAUGCAGGACCGACACAUUGAGACUUCGGAAUCGCAGAAUUACUACAAGCUUAACAUUUAGGACCUGUACUUAUCUACCAUGGAACCGUUAUUAAACUACAACUAAACUAGGA